GGACCAGGCAUUCAUACAAGAAAUGGGCAACAGGCUCACCUGAGAGACGCAAUGUAAUCUUUCUUAAAAAGUUACGAUGGGCUCCUCACACCAGUUAGAAUGGCGAUGACUGAAAAAUCAGGGGACAAGAUCAGUAGCUGCUACACCAGAAAGACGGCGGAGCAAGAGCAAAGAAAAAUCCCUUUAGUUCCAGAAAAUCUCCUGAAAAAGAGGAAGGCGUAUCGAGCCCUCAAAGCCACUCAGGCAAAGCAGGCGCUUUUGGCAAAGAAGGAGCAGAGGAAAGGAAAAGGGCCCAGGUUUAAGCGAUUGGAAUCAUUCCCACAUGAUUCCUGGCGGCAGACACGUGACAAGGUGCGUGUCAGACAACUGGAAGUGAAGCCUCACGCCUUGGAAUUGCCAGAUAAACAUUCUUUGGCCUUUGUCGUACGCAUUGAAAGGAUUGAUGGUGUGAGUUUACUGGUGCAGAGAACCAUUGCAAGACUUCACCUAAAGAAAAUUUUUCGUGGUGUCUUUGUAAAAGUCACUCCCCAGAACCUAAAAAUGCUGCAUAUAGUGGAACCUUAUGUGUCCUGGGGAUUUCCAAAUCUGAAGUCUGUCCGGGAACUCAUUUUGAAACGUGGACAAGCCAGAGUCAAGAAUACCACCAUCCCUCUGACAGACAACACUGUGAUUGAGGAGCACCUGGGGAAGUUUGGUGUCAUUUGCUUGGAAGACCUCAUUCAUGAAAUUGCCUUCCCAGGGAAGCAUUUCCAGAAGAUCUCAUGAUUCUUGCGCCCUUUCCACCUCUCAGUGGCCUGUCAUGCUACCAAAAAUAGAGUGGGCUUCCUCAAGGAGAUGGGCACACCUGGCUAUCGGGGUGAACGCAUCAAUCAGCUCAUCCGCCAACUGAACUAGACCAGGUGAGGCAGGGCUGAGAACUGCUCUUGGGCUGACUGUGGGUGGGCCAUGCCUUGCCACUUUAAAAGUUCUUUUUGCGUUUACUAGUUAUUAAGAGUAACCGUGAGAUUGGGAGGAAAGAGGAGGCGCGCACAAGUAGUUGGAGACCUGGGAGCAAUGAAUGUCUGAUUAGCACGUGGGGCUAUGCAUAGCCUAGUAGUUACAGGCUUAAAAAUGUCAAGUAACUAAAAACUGUAUUGCUGUAGUCAUUUAGAUGGAAAUGAGGAAAGAAUAUUAAUAACUGACUGCAAAAAGGACUUGAUGUGAAUCAUCUAUUUUGCUGAAGAAAUCUUAACUCUUUUUGAAAUUACAUUUUAUUCCUGUUGCUAUUACUCUAGGUGCCAAACUGCAAUACAUUUUUAUCAAUGAA
This is a messenger RNA of Sapajus apella (tufted capuchin), 1306 nucleotides long. RefSeq names its product 60S ribosomal protein L7-like 1. Gene Ontology annotation, molecular function: RNA binding; structural constituent of ribosome. The coding region runs from base 100 to 765 and encodes 221 amino acids. The transcript has a single exon. Lineage: Eukaryota; Metazoa; Chordata; Mammalia; Primates; Cebidae. Gene Ontology annotation, biological process: maturation of LSU-rRNA from tricistronic rRNA transcript (SSU-rRNA, 5.8S rRNA, LSU-rRNA). Gene Ontology annotation, cellular component: cytosolic large ribosomal subunit. The record is from RefSeq and is a predicted model, not a curated record.